Galendromus occidentalis (western predatory mite) is the source of this 386-nucleotide messenger RNA. RefSeq names its product keratin-associated protein 19-2. Lineage: Eukaryota; Metazoa; Arthropoda; Arachnida; Mesostigmata; Phytoseiidae. The transcript is spliced from 2 exons. The record is from RefSeq and is a predicted model, not a curated record. The coding region runs from base 19 to 333 and encodes 104 amino acids.
AUCCCAACACAGCCAACCAUGAAGUCAACUCUUGCUCUGCUCAUUGUCGCCACUAUGGCCGCCUUCGCCAUCGCCGGACACCUCGGUGGCUACGGAGGCUACGGGGGCUACGGAGGAUACGGUAUCGGAGUUGGACACGGUCUCGGCCAUGGAUACGGUCUCGGCCACGGAUAUGGAAGUCAUUAUGGAGGAUUCGGCUACGGCCAUCCCGUCGGCAGAGCGUUCUCCUAUGGCUCGAAAAUCCAACACGGUCACCACAGCUACGGUCACGGUCUUUCCCACGGUCUUGGCUACGGGCUCGGGCACGGUUAUGGCCAUGGUUACGGAUAUUGAGCCUGGAGCAGUUUGUCUAGCCUGUAAAUUUCCUGUGAAUAAAUCGCGAAUCA